Molecule: messenger RNA, 1104 nt
Organism: Olea europaea var. sylvestris
Lineage: Eukaryota; Viridiplantae; Streptophyta; Magnoliopsida; Lamiales; Oleaceae
Product: increased DNA methylation 3-like
Exons: 4
Coding region: 464-895 (143 amino acids)
Cellular component (GO): nucleus
Source: RefSeq, a predicted model, not a curated record
UCCUCUUCAAUUCAGUACGCAGUGUAGCGUUUGGUUGGAAGAACUACGGCACUGUACUAUGUUGUCUGAAUUUAUUGUUUGUAUGUCUAGAUUUGGUCAAACACAGAUUGAAAAAUAGGAAAACAAGAAAAAAUAUAUUUUGCACUUUAGCUUCAAAUUUGAAAUUACAUUCACUUUCUAACUCUUUGCCCGACGUCUUUACUGCUUCCAAGAAAUCUCAGUUUCUUCUUCUUCCUUUCUAUUUUCUCUUAAAAAUUGGCCUCUUUUUGUGUCAAUUUUCUUACGCAUAGUGCACAGCAGUGGAGAUGGAUACUGAGGGCUGAAACGGAUUAAAGAUUGUGGGCUUUUGUAGAUUUCGGUUUCACUUUUGAAGAGGUCGAAGUGUGUUUAUUAGAUCAAUAACUUUCUUGAUUAUUCAGAAAGCCAGCAUUUAUUGGGCGAUAAUAAUUCUAUUUUCGGAAGCAUGUAUCCAGAACAGAACACGGCAUCUCCAAAAUUGAAACUUGCUGUAUCUUUGAAAGGAACUGCUAAAGAAGGUGCAAUUGGACCACCUCUCGGUCUUAUUGACAUAGGAGAAAGUGAAGGUGGCUACCUUUUCCGCGUUGCCCUUCCCGGUGUUAAGAGUAGUAACAGUAAUCUGAAGUGUAAUAUACAUUCGGACGGAAGUGUGCGCAUAGAGGGAGUGGUAGCAGAUGCUCAAAUCUUGAAAAAUGAAUCUGAGGAAUUUGAAUUGAAACUACAUCAGCUCUGCCCUGCAGGCUCUUUCACCAUAUCUUUCAAUUUGCCUGGACCAGUGGACCCCAGAUUAUUUUCGCCGAGUUUUCGACCAGAUGGUAUAUUGGAGGUUGUGGUACUAAAACCAAGAGCUCCUCGUGUUUCAACGGAAGGUGCUUGAAAAUUGGUAUAAUGGCCUUAAUAGCCACAUUCAUAAGGUGCCAAGAUUGCUUCAUUUAUUUUUCUGUAGCAAACUAUUAGACUUGCAGCUUCAAUCUGCAUUUCUUUAGGAGUUUCAGUUGAAUCAUAAACAAAUAAUGCUGAUUGUGUUUAAGUGCUUCGUUGGUGACAUAUUCAAUCUGAGUUAGUUGGCAUGUCUAAUUCAUUAAA